UGACGUCAUCCGGCGGGGCGACGGGCAUUGGGCGCCAUUUUGAAAAGGGAAAAAAUUCCCUCCCCGGCAGCGGCGGCGGUGGCGGCAGCGGCAGCGGCGGUGGCGGCCCGGGCUGAGCGCUCGGAGCGCCUCGGUCGGCCGCGCUCAGCUGGGCGCGUCCGGCCCGCGCCAUGGCAGGAGCCGGAGGCGGCGGCUGCCCGGCGGGCGGCAACGACUUCCAGUGGUGCUUCUCGCAGGUGAAGGGCGCUGUCGACGAGGACGUGGCGGAAGAGCUGUCAACUGGGCCAUGGGCCACUGAAACCCAUCUUCCAGCUGUGUUUGUGCUCUGCCCUUGCAGUUUUUAGGCUGCUUACAUUUCAGCUGACAUCAUCUCCACCGUUGAGUUUAACUACUCUGGAGACCUUCUUGCAACAGGAGACAAAGGCGGCAGAGUUGUUAUUUUCCAACGGGAGCAAGAGAAUAAAGGCCGCGCUCACUCUAGGGGAGAAUACAAUGUUUACAGUACCUUUCAGAGUCAUGAGCCAGAGUUUGACUAUUUGAAAAGUCUAGAAAUUGAAGAAAAAAUUAAUAAAAUCAGGUGGUUACCGCAACAGAAUGCUGCUCAUUUUCUACUCUCUACAAAUGAUAAAACUAUUAAAUUAUGGAAAAUAAGUGAACGGGAUAAAAGAGCAGAAGGUUAUAACUUGAAAGAUGAAGAUGGACGACUUCGAGACCCAUUUAGAAUUACGGCACUACGGGUUCCAAUAUUGAAGCCCAUGGACCUUAUGGUAGAAGCAAGUCCACGACGAAUUUUUGCAAAUGCUCAUACAUAUCACAUAAAUUCCAUUUCAGUAAAUAGUGAUCAUGAAACAUAUCUCUCUGCAGAUGAUCUGAGAAUAAACCUAUGGCAUUUAGAAAUCACAGAUAGAAGCUUCAACAUUGUGGACAUCAAGCCAGCUAAUAUGGAGGAGCUGACAGAAGUCAUCACUGCCGCAGAGUUCCACCCACAUCAGUGCAAUGUAUUUGUCUACAGCAGCAGCAAGGGGACCAUCAGGCUGUGUGACAUGCGUUCUUCUGCCCUCUGUGACAGGCAUGCCAAGUUUUUUGAAGAGCCAGAAGAUCCCAGCAGUAGAUCCUUUUUCUCAGAAAUAAUCUCAUCUAUAUCUGAUGUGAAGUUCAGCCACAGUGGUCGAUACAUGAUGACCAGAGACUAUCUGUCAGUGAAGGUAUGGGACCUCAACAUGGAGGGCAGGCCUGUCGAGACUCACCAGGUGCACGAGUACCUACGAAGCAAGCUCUGCUCCUUGUAUGAGAAUGACUGCAUCUUUGACAAGUUCGAGUGCUGCUGGAAUGGUUCAGACAGUGCCAUUAUGACGGGGUCCUACAACAACUUCUUUAGAAUGUUUGAUAGAAACACUCGGAGGGAUGUUACACUGGAAGCCUCAAGAGAGAACAGCAAACCCCGAGCCAGCCUGAAGCCCCGGAAAGUAUGUACAGGGGGUAAGAGAAAGAAAGACGAGAUUAGCGUGGACAGUUUGGACUUCAAUAAGAAGAUCCUUCACACAGCCUGGCACCCCAUGGAGAGCAUUAUUGCUGUAGCUGCCACCAAUAACUUGUAUAUAUUCCAGGACAAAAUUAAUUAAGGAAACCGACUGGAGGACCAAGUGUUGUCUUGCAUACUUAAGCCGGUCGUUAGUUUUCCUGUCAAAAAAAGGCAUUGUCCUCUCCAUUGAGAAUAGUGAAGCACUUCUACUUCCCUCAUAGACACAGGAGAAGAAGGGGUCUCAGCUGGAGUCUUGGGAGAGAUGAGUGCCGCUGCUGAAGGGAAAACCUACUCGAAGCUGAAUUGGUGGACUCUGCUCAAUAAAGGCCAUUACUCAAAUGUAUUUAUUUAAGUCUGAGCCUUCCUUUCCAGUUUAUAGACCAAAAAAACUAACAUCUGAAAGAAAAAAAAAAUCUCAUCAAAUCUCUCUCCAGCUCUUCCCUCUGUCUCUGCCAUCCAUCCCUGGGCCUUAUCCUGGACAUGGGGUGGCCACCACCCAAGUUCCUCUCUGGCCCUGGAGCCCUAGUGGGCUGCAUCACCCACCGCUGAUGCGUGGUGUGUGGAUACGCCCGAGCAGGCUCAGGCAGCUCUACUCACCCACUGCACCUGCCGUCACACCUUCUGUGGAGCUACUUAAUAAACACAACACACUGUGAAGUGUUUUUAAACCCAAA
Messenger RNA from Mastomys coucha (southern multimammate mouse), 2196 nucleotides. RefSeq names its product protein phosphatase 2 regulatory subunit Bdelta (gene Ppp2r2d). Gene Ontology annotation, biological process: peptidyl-serine dephosphorylation. NCBI's taxonomy places the organism in Eukaryota, Metazoa, Chordata, Mammalia, Rodentia, Muridae. Gene Ontology annotation, cellular component: protein phosphatase type 2A complex; cytosol. Gene Ontology annotation, molecular function: protein phosphatase regulator activity; protein binding. The record is from RefSeq and is a predicted model, not a curated record. Bases 756 to 1622 code for a protein of 288 amino acids. The transcript is spliced from 10 exons.